GGAAGGAUCAUGUUCAUGUCAUGAAACACAUUACCUGAAGGACAAAAAAUGUUUCACAAGAAAACAGUCAAGCAAAAUGUGUAAUAAUACAGAAGAAUGUCUGUCUACACUAGUAUGCCAUCGUCACACAUGCCAGUGUAUGUCUUCGGAUUAUUGGAAUGGCACGACAUGUAGACUGAGGAGAGAAAUAAACUUUCCAUGUAAAAACCGUCUUCAGUGUAAGGAAACACUAGAUUGCAGAGAAAAUACCUGUCAGUGUCAUGACACAGACUACUGGGACGGCGUCUACUGUGUAAAUAGGAAAACAGCAGGAAUGCCAUGCAGUUCCCAGAAUGAGUGCCAAGACGACUUUCGUUGCCUAAAUGAGUCUUGCAGUUGUCAGAUGUUAGAAUAUCUGAACGGAGAUAAAUGUUUUCGACGAAAAGAUUACAAAUCUCCAUGUAAUGCUACAGUUCAAUGUAAAGACACGUUAACAUGUUUUGACGAGAAAUGCCAAUGUGAGAAGUCAAACUAUUGGAAAGGGAAUGUUUGUCUACAAAAGAAAAGUAAAGAUGCCGCAUGCAUUUUAUCCACAGAUUGCAAAGACAACUUAAAAUGUUCAAAUGGUAUUUGUGUAUGCAAUCUAGAUAAGGCAUACUGGGAUGGAAUCGCUUGCAUAAAACGGCCAUCUGAAUGUGAAGAUCUAAAUCUUAUAGUUGAUGGUGUUUAUCCUGUGUAUCCCGGAGGAAACACAAGAAGAACUUACGUAUAUUGUAUCAUGCGCGAUAACAAGAAAUGGACUGUUAUACAGAGACGAUACGAUGGCACCGUAAACUUCUACAGAGCGUUGUCGGAAUACACACAAGGCUUUGUGAGAGUAGAUAAAGAACAUUGGUUAGGGAAUAUGAAGAUUCAUCGUAUAACGCAAGAUGGGACACAUGAACUUAGUGUUUAUCUAGAAGAUUGGAAUGGAAAUCAACGACAAGCAAACUAUUCACAAUUUUCGGUUGGCUCUGGAAACUUAUAUAACCUUAGAGUUUCGGGAUACUCCGGUAACGCAGGAGACUCUUUAAGUUAUCAUAAUGGUCAAUCUUUUUAUACUAAAAACAGAGACAACAACAGUUGUGCUAAAAGUUAAAGAGGGGCGUGGUGGUAUCGUAACUGUUAUCAUUCCGACCUUAAUGGGAAAUACAACGGGACAAGAGAAACGGGGAUUGUUUGGAGUGACUUUGGAGGCGGUUCGUUAAAAGCAUCAAUAAUGAUGAUAAGAAGACGUUAGUUGGAUUUUAGUAUAUUGAAAC
Mytilus californianus (California mussel) is the source of this 1280-nucleotide messenger RNA. RefSeq names its product angiopoietin-related protein 7-like. The transcript is spliced from 10 exons. Bases 77 to 1117 code for a protein of 346 amino acids. Lineage: Eukaryota; Metazoa; Mollusca; Bivalvia; Mytilida; Mytilidae. The record is from RefSeq and is a predicted model, not a curated record.